GUAAAUUGGUGUGGUGUCUGCACUGAAACUGACCUUUUCCGUAAUUCUGCUACAUUUAAUAUUUGUACUAUUCUAUCAGCGUGAAGAGUUGUUUUAUAAUCCAUGAAGACGAUUUAACAGGCAAUAUGACGGAAAAUGAAAAUGAGAAAACACCGUUGUUACCCCAGGACGACACCUGCUUGAUUCAAACUAAAAAUGGCAGUAUUCAGAGCAUAAAUGGUUCAAAUGAAAACAAUGAGACUGUUCCCGCAAAUAAAGGCACUGGGACUCUGGGUGCAAUAUUCAUCGUAGUAAAUGCUGCUAUGGGAGCUGGAAUGUUGAAUAUGCCUGAAGCAUUUAAACAUGCAGGAGGUGUAUUACCGGGAACUAUCAUGCAAUUGACUUUUCUUGUAUUCAUUUUGGGCAGCUUAAUGAUACUUGCAUAUUGCUGCCACCAUCAUCAGUGUUCAACUUAUCAAGAAGUUAUUGAAGUGAUGUGUGGCAGGGGUGUUGGGGUUGCCACUGAAUGUUGUAUCAUGUUGUAUAUGUUUGGCACAAGCAUAGCUAUGAUAAUCAUCGUUGGUGACCAGUUUGAUAAAGUCAUGGAAGCAAGUGUUGGUGUUGAUUUCUGCCAUCACUGGUACAUGAACAGGAAGUUCACAAUGUGUGCCUUCUCUACUGCAGUCAUUCUUCCACUUUGUAUUCCCAAAGACAUUGGUUUUCUGAGGCAUGCCAGCAUUGUAGGAGUCCUAGCAACCAUAAUAGUGAUGCUCACUGUGGUGGUUAAGUAUGCGACUCACACCUACACGCCAGGUACCAUCCGUCAUUCACCUAAGAACGUUUCGGAAUUCCUUUCAGCAGUUCCUGCCAUUUUCUUUGCCUAUCAGUGCCAUGUUAGUUCUGUUCCUGUUUAUGCCUCGUUGAGAAAGAAAACUGCAAUUAACUGGUUGAUCGUAAUCUUAUGCUCCAUUCUUCUAUGUGCUGUUUCAUACUGCUUAACAGGAAUAUGUGGUUACUUAACAUUCGGCGAUGAUGUGGAAAGUGACAUACUUCAGAAUUAUAAAGCAACAGAUUUCUUUGUGAUUGCUGCUCGUAUUUCUAUUGUUAUUGCCAUGUUAACUUCCUAUCCCAUCCUACAGUUCUGUGGCAGAGCUGCUAUCAUCACGCUGUUCAUGAAAAUGAGAUUGUUUUCAACUACACCGCGUCCUUCCAUUGAAAAGUUGCGACGAUAUUUCAUCACAUUUACUUGGUUUUUCACGUCACUUGUUCUUGCUUUAUUUAUUCCAAAUAUUGGUGAAGCAAUUGCUGUGGUCGGUGGACUGGCUGGUUGCUUCAUAUUAUUGUUUCCAGGUUUAUGCUUGAUGGUCCUUGGAGCAAAUCUUGUAUCAGAAAGCAAAUGGAAACCAAGAUUAUUAAUUGUCAUCGGAAUAUCUUAUUCUGUGGCGGGAACUUUUCUUUUCGGAGAAAUAACAACGGAAGCAAUCAUGAACGACAUUUCAAACUCUGUACCUGAACUUUCCAGCAUUUGUUACCAGACCUAGUAUUUAUCUCUUUGGUUUUAUCAGUGUUACUUAUCUGUGAUUUUAUUGAACCUUUUAAAAUUUUACACUAAUUUUGAAGGUGCAAAGUUUUUCCAACUAUCUUUGCCUCACUUAUAUAUGCGUAACUGUACAUUAUAAUCAUUCUUCGUUUUAUUCUAUAUUGUAGUCAUUAAUAAGUAUGUUUUUUACUCUUAUUGCAUUUUAAUAAAUAUCUAGGAAAAUUGUUUGACACAUUUAUAACAUAUGCCCCUGUAAUUUCUCUCGUUGAUCAGCUGUGCUUGUUCUUUGUGCUGUUAGUUUCUAAAUUAAAAAAAUAUAUCUUGAACUGUUUAAAAAAUAUAUCUUAAACUGUGUACUAGCAUAUUUUACCUAAACAUAAGAUAGAUAAAACUGUUCUGGAGACAGAUUGUAUAAUUCUCAAUAUAAAGUGGUGACCUGUGCCUGGCACCUUUGGUUUCGUACAAAUAAAAAAUUUAGCAAUUA
Ciona intestinalis (vase tunicate) is the source of this 2003-nucleotide messenger RNA. Its product is annotated as sodium-coupled neutral amino acid transporter 7-like. Gene Ontology annotation, cellular component: membrane. Lineage: Eukaryota; Metazoa; Chordata; Ascidiacea; Phlebobranchia; Cionidae. Gene Ontology annotation, molecular function: L-amino acid transmembrane transporter activity. Gene Ontology annotation, biological process: amino acid transmembrane transport. The record is from RefSeq and is a predicted model, not a curated record.